AUGCUCGUAUAUGAGAGCCUUAAGUUCAUCUGCCAGAUUUCCCAGAACCAUCAGGAAGAUAAUGGUGUGACAGAAGAUGGAGGGGCAAGGGCCUCAGGGAGACUUGCUGAUGUGGAACAACUUGUCUCUUUACUUAAUGAGAAGAGUGAGAUAAGAGGGGGCAUGGCUCUCUGGUGGCAGCAACUCUGUGCAGUGACCAGGCUUCGCUUCUUGAAGUUAAAGUACGAAAGGAAAUCCAUCGUUAUCCUGAUUCUGAUUUUGGGGAUUGGACUUCUGCAUAUCCUGUCAGCAAAUGUUCACAGGAUAGUCAAUCAAAGUGACUACUGCUGGGAGCUCGCUCCUCAUAUGUACUUCCUCACACCUGGCCAACAACCACAGGUGCCCCUCACCAACUUACUGAUCGUCAACAAAACAGGAGCAAAGAUUGAUGACUUCAUACAUUCACUGGAGCAACAGAACAUAGCUUUGGAAGUUGAUGCCUUUGGGACUAGAAAUGGCACAGAGGAUAUUCAGUAUAAUGGAGCUAUCAUCCUAUCAGGGGAUGAGAAGAAUUACAACUUUACAUUGGCAUGCAAUACCAAGAGACUGAAUUGUUUUCCGGUUCUGGUGGAUAUUGUGAGUAAUGGGCUACUUGGACUGUUUGCACCAUCAGCACACAUUCAAACCGACCGCAGCACAUUUCUUAAGAGAGUAAGUUUACAGCUGGAGAUCUGUUUAUUCAGAAUUUCUUCAAGAAGUGAUCGUGUAUUUAACAACCCAGAAGAACCAGACGGGGAAGAUGAAGAUGUGGGUCUAGAGAGAGUGUGGACAGCAAAUGCUUUGACUUCGGCGGACUUCCACGAGAAGCCAGCCAUCAUUGCCAGCUGCCUUCGCAAGGAGUACAAGGAAAAGAAGAAAUACUUUGUUCUUAAGAGCAAGAAGAAGAUAGCCACAAGAAACAUCUCCUUUUGCGUUCGAAAAGGUGAGGUUGUAGGAUUACUGGGACACAAUGGAGCCGGUAAAAGUACAACCAUUAAGUUGAUAACUGGAGAAACCAAACCAAGCUCUGGACAGGUGCUGCUGAAGGGGAACAGCACAGGGGAUACCCUGGGGUUCCUGGGGUACUGUCCUCAGGAAAAUGCUCUGUGGCUCAACCUGACGGUGAGGGAACACCUGGAGAUAUUUGCGGCUGUAAAGGGGAUGAAAAAAAGUGAUGUUCCACUGUCUCUCUACAGGUUGGCGGAUGCGCUCAAGCUGCAGGACCAGCUGAAGUCUCCUGUGAAGAAGCAGUCAGAGGGAGUGAAGAGAAAGCUGUGUUUUGUGCUCAGCAUCCUGGGAAACCCUUCCGUGGUGCUUCUGGAUGAGCCGUCCACCGGAAUGGACCCCGAGGGGCAGCAGCAAAUGUGGCAGGCAAUCCAGGCCACCUUCACAAACACAGACAGGGGUGCCCGCCUGACCACCCAUUACAUGGCCGAGGCUGAGGCUGUGUGUGACCGCGUGGCCAUCAUGGUGUCUGGGAGACUGAGAUGUAUUGGAUCCAUCCAACAUCUGAAGAGCAAAUUUGGCAAAGAAUAUCUCCUGGAGAUGAAGGUGAAGACUCCCACGCAGGUGGAGCCCCUCAACAUGGAGAUCAUGAGGCUCUUCCCCCAGGCUGCUCGGCAGGAAAGAUACUCUUCUCUGAUGGUCUAUAAAUUGCCCAGGGAAGAUGUGCAACCUUUAUCCCAGGCCUUCUUCAAAUUGGAGACAGUUAAACAGAACUUUGACCUGGAGGAAUACAGCCUCUCACAGUCCACCCUGGAGCAGGUCUUCCUGGAACUGUCCAAGGAACAGGAGCUGGAUGGUUUUGAAGAGGAACUUGAUCCCUCAGUGAAGUGGAAGCUCCUCCCACAGGAAGAGACUUAACACUGAAAUUUUUAGCUAUGGCUGUUUUUAUUCUGUAGUUGCUCAAAGCAAUUUUGUCUUUAACGCUACAUAGCCAUUGUGGAUGAGUAAACCAUUUGGCCAUGGAAAUAGAAGGUGCUGCUUACAUUAUGAGUAUACAGAUCUUACGGGUGGGAUUAGAAUCAUGGAAAAAGCCAUUGAACUAGCUCACUCUCUAUAAUUUGUCUUUGUAAUAUCAUCAUUUUAAAACACAUUAAUUGUAUGUAUUCCUGAGUUUAACUGUUUGUUUAAUUGUUAUAGCUGAAGUUGUGACUUUUCUGUACAUGUAUGUGUUAUGCAUAAAGGACACCCAUUCUCUUUUCUGUCCUUUCUUAUCAUUCUUCCCUCAGCACUCUUCAUAGCCCCU
Molecule: messenger RNA, 2266 nt
Organism: Apodemus sylvaticus (European woodmouse)
Lineage: Eukaryota; Metazoa; Chordata; Mammalia; Rodentia; Muridae
Product: ABC-type organic anion transporter ABCA8A-like
Exons: 17
Coding region: 1-1881 (626 amino acids)
Biological process (GO): transmembrane transport; lipid transport
Cellular component (GO): intracellular membrane-bounded organelle; mitochondrial inner membrane
Molecular function (GO): ABC-type transporter activity; ATP binding; lipid carrier activity
Source: RefSeq, a predicted model, not a curated record